This is a messenger RNA of Plasmodium relictum, 1344 nucleotides long. RefSeq names its product conserved Plasmodium protein, unknown function. The record is from RefSeq and is a predicted model, not a curated record. Bases 1 to 1344 code for a protein of 447 amino acids. Lineage: Eukaryota; Apicomplexa; Aconoidasida; Haemosporida; Plasmodiidae. The transcript is spliced from 3 exons.
AUGGAAAACAAGGAAAAUGAAGAUAUAACAGAGGAUUAUUUUGAUAAAAUAACAAAUUUUUUUAAUUAUUUUACAUUAGGUAAUUCCCAAAAUGAUGAAGUAGAAAAUGCAUCUUCUAAGAUUAAGGAUAAUAAAAAUAAAAUAAACGAGAAUAAAAGAGAUAGUGUUAAACAAGUGGUUUACAACUUAAAAUUAAAAAGAGCAUCUGUUUUACAACUGCCACAGAGAUUUAUUUUGGAUACAUCAAUAUUUAAUAAAAAAGCUGUAAAUGACAAAAUAUAUGGAAAUUGUAUGACUGAUACUUCAUUAAAUAGUCGUGAAGAAAAUAAUGAUAGAAAUAGAGAAAUAAACUCAUUAGAUAUAUCAGAUAUAGAAAAAGAAUCAAAAAAUAAUUUUGUUUAUUCUCCAAGUUUCCAUCAUAAUGCAGAUGAACUCUUUAAUUUGAAUGAAAAAAGAAAUAAUGAAAAAGAAAAAGAGAAAAAGAAAAAAAAGAAAAUUAAAAAAGAAAAAGAAAAAAGAAAAAAAGAGGGAGAUAAAAAAAAUAGUGUAGAGAUAAAUAAAGGUGAGGAAUAUGUAAGAAAAAGAGAAAAGGAGUAUAAAAAAAAAGUAGAAAAUAAAGAAAUGGAAGAAAGGCAAGAACAUAAGGAAAUAAAUAUAAAAAAAGAUAAAAUAAAAAAACAUAAUAAAGAAUUAAAAGAAAAAGGAAUAAAAAUAAUCAUAAAUAUAGAAGAAAGUUAUACAGAUGAAAAAGAAGAAAAAAAAAAAAAAAGGGAAAAAAAUAAUUAUACAGAAGAAAAUGAAGCAAAAGAUGAAGAAGAAGAAAAAGAAAUGAAAAAAGAGAAAGAAAUAAAAAAAGAAAAAAAUAAGAAUAAGGAAAAGAAAAAAAUGGAAGAAAACUAUGAAAAUAAUAUUGAAAAUGGGUUAAUUAAAGAGAAGGAAAAUCAAGAAACGAAAAACCAAAAUAGUUCAAAUGAAUUACUAGAUUAUAAAAAUUUAAACCAAUCAAGUUCUUCAUAUGAUAAAAAAGUUCAUUUUUUAAAAAAUAAAAACUUUAUAAAAAAUAUAAAGAACAAUGAAGAAUUAAUAAAAAAUCAAAUUUCUAUGGAUACUUUGACUCUAAAAGAAGAAAAUAUAUCCGAUAAUAACAAAAAGUAUAUUAGUAUAAGAAAUAGUAAAAAAAGAAGCAAUAUAAUAAUAUUGCCAAAACUUAAUUUAAAAGAGAAUUGCAAAUCCUUUUCGGUUGAGAAAAUAAAAACAAGAAAUGAAAAUGUCGUUCAAGACAACGAUGAUAAAACGACAGUAAGUGGGCAAUCUGAUGAAGAUAAUGUAUUAAUGAAUUUAUAA